AUGGGUGCCAAAAGCUUGUUUCUUUUUCUUUUAGGCCACCAAUGCCUAACCAAUGGCUUUGUUGGCCUGGAUCCCAAGGGUCCUAAGAGUCAAUACAUCCCGAAAGUUCAAGACUGGGACAAAGCUGCGGCUAAGGCUGCUGAGCUUGUAUCUAAGCUCAAUAUCACUGAGAAGGCUGACACAGUUACGGGAAGCUUGUCAGAUGGUUCAGGCACCGGCUGUGUGGGUAGAAUCCGCCCGGUUGAGAGAGUGGGAUUCCACGGAUUAUGCCUCCUGGAUGGACCCAAUGCAGUCAAUCGGGCAGACCUUGUGAGCAUCUUUCCAUCUGGAAUAUCCGCAGCGGCGAGUUGGGAUCGUCAGGCGCUCCUAGAGCGUGGUAUUGCCCUGGCUGAAGAGUUCAAGGCCAAAGGAGGACACGUGAUUCUUGGGCCCACUACUGGUCCCCUUGGACGUCACCCCCUUGGAGGUAGGAACUGGGAAGGGUUCUCUCCUGACCCGUUUCUAUCUGGUGAAGCCAUCAAAUACACUGUCAUGGGUCACCAGUCCGUUGGUGUUCAGACGUCGUCGAAGCAUUUCGUGGCAAAUGAGCAAGAAACGCAGAGGUCCGACACAGUUCAAGAUGAUGGCUCCAUUGUCCAGGGUAUCUCAUCGAAUAUCGACGAUCGCACUCUGCAUGAGCUCUAUCUGUGGCCAUUUGCGGAUGCUCUGAAAGCUGGAACAACCUCGAUUAUGUGCAGCUACAACCGCUUGAACGGUACGUAUGCUUGCGAACACCCCCGACUGCUCAACGAGAUUCUACGCAAAGAGCUCGGGUUCCGUGGCUAUGUCGUUUCUGACUGGUUUGCAACCCAUUCAACAAGCGUGGCUGCCAACGCUGGCCUCGACGUGGAGCAGCCCGGAGACUUGCCUCCGGGAGUCACCGUUUCACACGGCGGUGGCGGCUACUACGGAUCUAGCCUGGUGGAGGCGGUGCAAGCUGGCAAUAUCACUGAGGAGCGUCUUGACGAGAUGGUUACCAAUCUCUUGACCCCAUACUUCCUUCUCGGUCAAGACAGCGAGGACUAUCCUACUGUGGAUUCAAGCAUGCGUUUCCUUCUCACCAUCAGCAACUCCGGAUGGACUUCAAAGUUUCUCCAAGGACUCGGUCCAUCUAUUACGGGUCGUGAUGUCCGAGGCGACCAUCACCAGUUGAUUCGCAAGCAUGGCGCUUCCGCAUCUGUUCUUCUCAAGAACAAGAAUGAGUUUCUUCCCCUCGAGCUCACGAAGACGAAAAAUAUUGGUAUCUUUGGAAAUGCUGCUAUUGACCCUACCGAAGGCUUGUUUUAUACUGAGACAAGCGAUCCGUUAUACGGACCCGAGUAUGGCCCAAUCACGGUUGGGGGUGGCGCAGGCUCUGGUCGAAACUCGUACCUGGUGUCUCCCCUUCAGGCAAUCCGAUCCCACGCCAGCAAGACAAAGGCCAUUGUACAGCACCUUGCCUCGCAUGACUUGAUAUCUAAGAACGAUUUCCGGUCUAUCUACCCUGUUCCGGACGUCUGCGUCGUUUUCCUCAAAUCUUGGGCAGCCGAGACUCAUGACAGACUAUCAUUCGAACUGGAUUGGAACUCGACCGCCAUCGUCAGGAACGUUGCUAACUUUUGCGGUGCCAAUAAGACGGUUGUUGUCACGAACUCGGCUGGUGUCAACACCCUGCCUUGGGCCAAUAAUGACAAUGUAACGGCAAUUCUUGCUACACAUUUCCCAGGCCAGGAGAUUGGAAACUCUAUCGUCGAUGUCCUCUGGGGUCAGAUUGAGCCGAGCGGAAGGCUACCUUACACUAUCCCCAAAACCGAGGAAGACUAUGGUUUCCCUGUUGUCAAUAUUACCGAUGCCGAAGGUAACCCAUCGCGAGACUCAUCAAAGUGGCAAGCCGACUUUACCGAAAAGCAACUGAUCGACUAUCGGCACUUUGAUGCGAAGGGUAUCGAGCCUCUUUAUGAGUUCGGAUUUGGCUUGGGCUAUACGACCUUUGAGCUGGAUCGUCAGGUCAAGGCCUCCAAGUUUACGAAGAAGACCAUUUCAGAGCUCCCCAAUGCCCAGGCUAAGAUUGAGCCUGGCGGCAACACUGAUCUCUGGACAGAGCUGAUCCGAGUUUCGACCAAGGUCAAGAACACUGGAGCCCGAAAGGGUAGUACCGUGGUGCAGCUAUACCUCUCAUUCCCCGAAGGCGUCGAGGAUGCGCCAGUCAGAGUUCUCAGGGGAUUUGAAAAGGUCGAGUUGGGCUCCAAGAAGUCCAAGAAGAUCGAAUUUGCACUUAAGCGACGCGAUGUGAGCUACUGGGACGUUGGGGCGCAGCAGUGGAGGAUCCCUAAGGGCGAGUUCAAGUUGUCUGUCGGGUUUAGUUCUCGAGACCUUGUCGCGGAGAUAACGACCAAUGUCCUCGGAUAG
This is a messenger RNA of Fusarium oxysporum Fo47, 2427 nucleotides long. RefSeq names its product glycosyl hydrolase family 3 N terminal domain-containing protein. Gene Ontology annotation, biological process: glucan catabolic process. The coding region runs from base 1 to 2427 and encodes 808 amino acids. The transcript has 3 exons. The record is from RefSeq and is a predicted model, not a curated record. Lineage: Eukaryota; Fungi; Ascomycota; Sordariomycetes; Hypocreales; Nectriaceae. Gene Ontology annotation, molecular function: beta-glucosidase activity.